Messenger RNA from Ahaetulla prasina, 3685 nucleotides. RefSeq names its product anoctamin 7 (gene ANO7). NCBI's taxonomy places the organism in Eukaryota, Metazoa, Chordata, Lepidosauria, Squamata, Colubridae. The transcript is spliced from 23 exons. Bases 178 to 2970 code for a protein of 930 amino acids. Gene Ontology annotation, molecular function: chloride channel activity; protein dimerization activity. Gene Ontology annotation, biological process: chloride transmembrane transport; calcium activated phospholipid scrambling. Gene Ontology annotation, cellular component: plasma membrane. The record is from RefSeq and is a predicted model, not a curated record.
AGUUCAGUCUGUGAACACUGAUAGUAUCCUAGUAGGACUAAAAAUGGGAAGGGAGGCUACUCCUUUUGCAGCAAACAAAGCUACAACUUCUGUGAACUAUAAGGGCAAAUUCAGUUUGUUGCUUCUUACCAUCCAGACAUCCUAGAUUUCUUCCUGUCAUUGGCAUGAAGAAUAAAGAUGCAGCGAAGAAAGAACAGAGAAGAUGAUAGCUUGUUUACAGAAGAACAUGAUCUCAAAGAAGCCAAUUAUGGGAGCUUAAAAAAGAAUCCUGAGUCAAAAAUAAAGGAGUACAUUUAUGAAACCAUGGCCUUUGGGCCCGAGAAGAUUGUUAAGUUGUCCUCUUAUGAAAGCCUAGGUGGCAACUCUGAGCAUAACUCAAAGGAUGUUAACCAGUCCAAGCAGAAGAACGUGGAGGGUGACAGAUAUUGGAGGUUAUCCACGACCUCUCUUAAGGUCCCACAGUGGAAUAAAGGCUGCCUUGUAAACAGCACUGCAAACUUCUUCAGUGAUGAAAAGACCAGGAUAGACUUCAUCCUUGUAUGGGAAUCAGAUGGCCAGAAUCCAGAGGGUCAAAAAGAAGAGAAUGAUUAUCCAAAAUCCAAACAAAAGAGAUCAUUUGAAAUUCACAAAGAAUGGCGGGAGAAAUUUCUGCAUAAGCUCCAGAUGAAGGGGAUCAGAAUUGAAAAGCAUGCAGCCCAACAUACAAAGAAGGUGAUCCACUUUAUAUUGUUGAAUGCUCCCUGGAGUGUGCUAUGUUACUAUGCUGAAGACCUCAGGCUGAGAGUCCCCUUGCAGGCUAUGCCCAUUGAACCUGAAAUCAACUGGUCUCAUAGGAUUCUGAUGAAACUGGGCAUCCCUAAUUUACUCUAUGAGGAGGUUCCUGACAUUCCCUUAGAUAACUACACCUGUCAUUUUAAAGCAAACAAGUUACCCUGGUUCCGUGGAAGUGAUAACCAUGAGACUUUCUUCAGUAGUACACAACGGCAUAGAAUACUGUAUGAGAUCCUGUCCACUACAUCCUAUGGCAAUCCAAAGGCAGGGCAGGUUGGAAUAGAAAGGAUGCUGAAUGAGGAAGUCUUCACAGCUGCAUUUCCACUACAUGAUGGUCCAUACAAGAUGUCAUCAGAGGAAGAGCCCACUAACCUACUUAAUCAGAGGCAAAUUCUUUUCCAUUAUUGGGCCCGGUGGAGUAAGUGGAAGAAAUAUCAGCCUUUGAAUCAUAUCCGCAGGUACUUUGGAGAGAAGAUUGCUCUCUACUUUGCCUGGCUUGGUUUCUACACAGCAUGGCUUCUUCCAGCAGCUAUAGUGGGAACACUGGUCUUCAUAAUUGGCAUUUUUAUGAUGUUUCAUGACAUUCCAACACAGGAAAUCUGUUCCAGUGGUGACAAAUACAAGAUGUGCCCAAUUUGCAAAGUCUGUCCUUAUUGGAAUCUAUCUACUGUCUGCCCCAUGUUUCAGGCUGGCCGUCUCUUUGACCAUGGUGGCACUGUUUUCUUCAGCAUCUUCAUGUCUCUGUGGGCAGUCACGUUUCUUGAGUACUGGAAACGAAUGAAUGCUACCCUGACAUACCGCUGGGAUUGUUCAGAUUUUGAGGACACUGAGGAACGUCCACGACCCCAGUUUGCUGCUUUGGCUCCCAUGACAACUAUAAACCCAAUUACUGGAGAGGAGGAGCCCUAUUUCCCAAAGCGGACUCGAUUCAACAGAAUCAUCACUGGAUCAAUGGUCAUCAUCGUUAUGAUUGCUGUGGUAAUAAUAUUCCUGAUUUCCGUUAUCCUUUACCGGGCCAUCAUUGCUGUAAUUGUAUCCAGGUCCCGGAACUUCCUACUUGUAUCUUCGGCUUCUCGUAUUGCUAGCCUGACAGGCUCAGUAGUGAAUCUCCUUUUCAUCCUCCUCCUCUCGAAAAUUUACAUUGCACUGGCACUUUUUCUUACGAAGUGGGAAAUGCAUCGCACCCAGACCAAAUUUGAAGAUGCCUUCACUUUUAAAGUCUUUAUUUUUGAGUUCAUCAAUUUCUAUUCAUCUCCCAUCUACAUUGCCUUCUUUAAGGGCAGGUUUGUUGGUUAUCCAGGCCACUAUGACAAAUUACUGGGCAUACGCAAUGAGGAUUGUGCUCCAGGUGGCUGCCUCAUUGAACUUGCUCAGGAACUUCUUGUCAUCAUGGUGGGAAAGCAAGUAAUUAACAACAUUCAAGAAAUCCUUAUCCCGAAGUUGAAAACAUGGUGGUAUAAGCGAGAUCUUUCUGAAAGAAAUAAGACAAGCCAAGACAACUUCACGAAGCAACUCUGGGAGAAUGAUUAUAAACUGCUGCCCUAUAAUGGGCUUUUCGCUGAAUAUUUGGAAAUGGUUCUGCAAUUUGGCUUCAUUACUAUCUUUGUUGCUGCCUGCCCCUUGGCCCCUCUUUUUGCUUUACUUAACAAUUGGGUGGAAAUUCGUUUGGAUGCUCAGAAGUUUGUUUGUGAAUAUCGACGUCCAGUUGCAGAGCGGACCCAGGGCAUUGGCAUCUGGUUUCAUAUCCUGGAGGUCAUCACACACUUUGCAGUUAUUAGUAAUGCCUUCCUGAUUGCCUUCACUUCUGACUUCCUUCCUCGGCUCUAUUACCAGUACACUCGGGCUAGCAAUCUACAGGGCUACAUUGAUUUCACCCUGGCCUAUGCCCCUAAAUCUUUUGACCUGAAGAGCAAUAUCACAUGCAGGUACCGAGCCUAUAGAGAACAGAAUGGCAGGUAUUCACUACCUUAUUGGAAUCUACUGGCAAUCCAACUUGGCUUCAUCAUUGUAUUUGAGCAUGUAGUUUUCUUCAUUGCACGUAUGAUUGAUAUGAUGGUACCUGACAUCCCAGAAGCAGUGGCAAUAAAAGUAAAGCGAGAACAGUAUCUUGCUAAACAAGCCCUGGCUGAGAAUAAGGCUCUCAUUGAAGUGAUAGAUGUUGUCAAUCCAACCCAGCCUGUGGAGAAGGUAUCAAAAUAAACAUUUGAAGAUCUGAGAAGGAUGUGGCCGAGAUCAGAUUAUCAAGCUUCCACACAAGGGUAACCUUCAUGGAGGAAGCACUGUGUAAGCUGGCAUAGUAUGGAUAUAGAGCUGUUAAUUAUGUAACAUAUUGCAGGUGUAGAAUGUGCCUCAAAUCUUUAAAGCGUCAGGAACUUCAUCCAUAUUUACCAAAGUAGCGAUUUCAUGUUUCUUGGAUAAAAACAGUACAGAGAAAAUUACAAGACAUAUGUAAGAAUUUUCAAUCUGUUUCUCUCCUAUCAUAGAGGUGACUUCUAAAUAUAGUGAAAUUCAGUUGACUACUACUAAGCUCAGCUGUUAUUUAUGAUAAUAUAGGAAUCUCUUGGUUUAAAGGCAGCACAUUUUCCAAAUAGUAGGAACCUGCAACACUAGAACAACUCAUACUGGUUUGCUUUCUUUAGUAAAAGAAAAGCAGAUUAGCGGAUAUAGCAGCAUGACUUUUGUAGCAUAUGACUCUAGUCAUAUGCUGAAGAUUACUGCCAUAUAUGAAGUCAAUUAUGAAAAGAAAACUUGCUUUCAGCUAUGUAAGAGGGUUUUUUUUCCUACAAAAGAAACAUAGGGUUGUAAUCAUCUUCACAUCCAAAUCUCUUUUAGCUGGAAUAAUGUUUCAACAAUAUGCAUGAACCAUGAACCUGCAAUCUUUAUCAUGCUUAAAUCAAUAUCCUUGCUGACAGAA